AUGGAGAAGGGGACUAACUGCUUUCCGACCUGCCACACCGUUUUCCUCGCCUGGACAUGGCUCUUACUUCUCUCCUGGUGUUGCACCGGCGCCGAAAUAACUUGCAGAUCCUGCUCGUCUCCAUCGCCCUCCUGGCCGUCCUCCUCGUCUCGCCUUAGGCAGGAACAGCGACAGCCACCGCCGCCAGCGCCGCGGGGAUUACGGAGCUGGCCGGGCGGCCGUGCGCGGAGUUCCACCGGGGAGGUGGCGACUGCGGAACCGCUGCCGGCUGGGGAACCGGGGGGCCGCCCGGGGCCGCGGGGUGCGGAGUUCCUUUCAGUUGGGGCGGGCGGCGGAGCGGCCGGGAGCCGGGGUUCGGCAGCCCCACGAAGCAGGAGGAGCAGCGAAGGGCGCCCGGCGGAGGGCGGCGGUCGCGGAGUGCCCGCGACCGAGGGGCAGCGCAGCACCAGGGCUCAGCCCCGCGCUCCGCCGGAGGAGGGGAGAGCGGCGCGGCUGCGGGGGGCUGAGGAGCUCCGGCUGGGCAGCACUACCUUCGCGCUCACCGGGGAUGCUGCGCACAACCAAGCUAUGGUGCACUGGUCCGGGCACAACAGCAGCGUGAUACUCAUUCUGACAAAGCUCUAUGACUUCAAUUUGGGAAGUGUUACUGAAAGCUCACUGUGGAGGUCAACAGACUACGGCACUACCUACGAAAAGCUAAAUGACAAAGUAGGCCUGAAGACUGUGCUGAGCUACUUUUAUGUAUGUCCCACUAACAAGAGGAAGAUCAUGCUUCUCAGUGAUCCAGACAUUGAGAGCAGCAUUCUCAUCAGCUCUGAUGAAGGAGCUACAUACCAGAAGUACCGUCUGAACUUCUAUAUCCAAAGUCUGCUCUUUCACCCCAAGCAGGAGGAGUGGAUCCUGGCCUACAGUCUGGAUCAAAAGCUGUACAGUUCUACUGACUUUGGAAGAAAAUGGCAGCUCAUGCAUGAGAGAGUCACUCCAAGCAGAUUUUACUGGUCUGUGAUGGGUUUGGAUAAAGAACCAGACCUUGUACACAUGGAAGCCCGGACAGCUGAUGGACACACCCACUAUUUGACCUGUCGGAUCCAGGAGUGCUCAGAGACCAAAAGGAGUGGGCCAUUUUCACGCUCCAUUGACAUCAACUCCCUUGUUGUUCAGGAUGAAUAUAUCUUUAUCCAGGUGACAGCUGGUGGAAGAGCAAAUUACUAUGUGUCAUACAGACGGGAGCCUUUUGCACAGAUUAAAUUGCCCAAAUACUCUCUUCCUAAGGACAUGCAUAUUAUAAGCACAGCUGAGAAUCAGGUAUUUGCAGCUGUUCAAGAGUGGAACCAGAAUGAUACAUACAACCUGUAUGUUUCGGACACCCGAGGGGUUUACUUCACUCUGGCCUUGGAAAAUGUGAAAAGCAAUAGAGGACUGGAGGGGAAUGUCAUGAUUGACCUUUAUGAGGUAGCAGGGAUCAAAGGCAUAUUCCUGGCUAACAAAAAGAUAGAUGACCAAGUCAAGACAUUCAUUACCUACAACAAGGGCAGAGACUGGCGUUUGCUGAAGGCACCAGACACCAAUCUGCGAGGCGAUCCUGUAGUUUGCCAGCUGCCCUUUUGCUCGUUGCACUUGCAUCUGCAACUCUCAGAGAAUCCAUAUACUUCAGGAAGCAUUUCCAGUAAGGAAACAGCCCCUGGGCUGAUGGUGGCAGCAGGCAAUAUUGGCUCUGAGCUUUCCUACACUGAUGUUGGCAUGUUCAUCUCUUCUGAUGGUGGGAAUUCCUGGAGGCAGAUCUUCGAGGAGGAGUAUAACGUGUGGUUUCUGGACUGGGGAGGGGCACUAGUGGCUCUGAAACACACAUCAACGCCCAUCCGACACUUGUGGGUGAGUUUUGAUGAGGGAAGAUCCUGGAGUAAAUACAGUUUCACAUCAACACCUCUUUUUGUGGAUGGAUCCCUUGUAGAUCCUGGCAUAGAGACUCAGAUAAUGACAAUUUUUGGGCACUUCAGUCUCCGUUCUGAAUGGCAGCUGGUCAAGGUGGAUUACAAGCCUAUCUUCAGCCGGAAGUGUAACAAAGAUGACUACCAAACCUGGCAUUUGCACAAUCAGGGGGAACCUUGUGUCAUGGGAGAGAGGAAGAUCUAUAAAAAACGCAAGCCUGGAUCUCAAUGUUCCCUGGGUCGAGACUAUUCCCAAACUGUGGUGUCUGAACCCUGUAUCUGUGGUCAAGGGGACUUUGAAUGUGACUACGGCUAUGAGAGGUACAACAACAACCAGUGUAUCCCAGCCUUCUGGUUCAGUCCAUCCUCCCUAUCCAAGGACUGCAGCAUUGGUCAAAGCUAUCUGAACAGCACUGGAUACCGAAGAAUUGUGUCCAACAACUGCACAGAUGGCUUGCGGGAGAAGUAUAAGGCCAAGAUGGAGAAGUGCCCUGGAAAAGCACCUCGAGGACUGCACAUCGUCACCAGCGAUGGAAAGUUGGUCACCGAGCAGGGGCACAAUGCCACCUUCAUCAUCCUUAUGGAAGAGGGUGAUCUCCAGAGGACAAAUAUUCAACUUGAUUUUGGGGAUGGCAUCGCGGUAUCCUAUGCAAAUUUCAGCCCUGUUGAGGAUGGCAUCCGGCAUGUAUAUAAGAGUGCUGGAAUCUUCCAGGUGACAGCAUAUGCAGAAAACAGCUUGGGCUCUGACACUGCUGUCCUCUUUUUGCAUGUGGUCUGUCCAGUGGAGCACGUCCAUCUGAGUGUUCCUUUUGUUGCUAUCAGGAAUAAAGAUAUCAACAUUACUGCAGUAGUUUGGCCCAGUCAAGCAGGCACACUUACCUACUUCUGGUGGUUUGGUAACAGCACCAAGCCCCUCAUCACCCUGGAGAGCAGCAUCUCCUACAUCUUCAGCGAGGAGGGGAUGAACACUGUCACUGUGCAGGUUGCUGCAGGCAACACCCUCAUCCAAGACACCAAGGAGAUCGCAGUACAUGAGUAUUUUCAAUCUCAACUCCUCUCAUUUUCUCCUAACUUGGACUACCACAAUCCUGACAUCCCUGAGUGGAGACAAGAUAUUGGCAAAGUCAUCAGGAGAGCUUUAGCACAGGUGACUGGUAUUCCUGAUGAACAAAUCUUGGUAGCCGUAUUUCCUGGAUUGCCUACUUCUGCUGAGCUCUUUGUGCUACCCUGCAAAAACAUUACAGAGAGAAGGAAAAGCAGUGAAGCUGAUCUGGAACAGGUUGUUGAAAUCCUUUUUAAUGCUCUCAAUCAGAACCUGGUCCAGUUUGAACUGAAACCUGGUGUUGAAGUCAUUGUGUAUGUCACUCAGUUAACAUUAGCACCCCUUGUUGAUUCCAGCACAGGUCACAGCAGUUCGGCGAUGCUGAUGUUGUUGUCUGUGGUGUUUGUGGGCUUGGCUGUUUUUUUAAUCUACAAGUUCAAGAGGAAAAUCCCUUGGAUUAAUAUCUAUGCCCAAGUUCAGCAUGACAAGGAGCAGGAAAUGAUUGGUUCUGUCAGCCAAAGUGAAAAUGCACCCAAAAUCACUCUGAGUGAUUUCACAGAUCCUGAAGAGCUGAUGGACAAAGAGCUGGACACACGAGUGAUGGGAAGCAUCUCAACUAUUGCCAACAGUGAAAGCACAAAGGAAAUCCCCAACUGCACUAGUGUUUAAUACUGAG
Molecule: messenger RNA, 3646 nt
Organism: Centrocercus urophasianus (Greater sage-grouse)
Lineage: Eukaryota; Metazoa; Chordata; Aves; Galliformes; Phasianidae
Gene: SORCS3
Product: sortilin related VPS10 domain containing receptor 3
Cellular component (GO): postsynaptic density membrane
Molecular function (GO): protein binding
Source: RefSeq, a predicted model, not a curated record